AUGGUCGCCAGCAGAGCUCUGCGUGCCUCUGCCACUGCCACUGCUACUGCCUGUGCCAGCUGUCGAUUAUCGAUAAUCCGGAGCUUCACCUCUCUCGCUGGGCCUUCCAUUCGGGCUCCGCAAGUCCAUGCAAGAUCUGUGAGAUGCAGCCGCUCAAGUCAACAAAUCCGACUGUCGUCACAGCUGGUCUACGAUGGUCAAGCAACCGCUGAUGGCGAACGAAAUGUUACCAGCAAUGAAUUCGAGGAACUGGAGAAGGGGGAGGAGGAGGAUGUGAUGGAGGAGGGUAGGAAAUUGGAUGACCAGGGCGAGGAAUCGCAAGUGUCCGCAUUGCCAUGGUAUCUGCAAGUCGAGUCGCCUCAAAGAGCGCCGAAGCAAUUGUCAGAACGACAGCGCUUACCAGACCUCCCGGAUGCAGCCCCUCCGAUAUUGCAACCCUUGAUGCAACAAAUAUCAGUCGACCUCGGUCUGGACGAUCUAGCCCUGCUUGAUCUACGAAAGCUCGAUCCUCCUCCGGCAUUGGGAGCGAACCUCUUCAUGAUCCUGGGCACGGCGCGAAGUGAGAGACAUUUGCAUGUAUCUGCUGAUCGAUUAUGUCGGUGGCUGAGAAGCAAUUACAAACUACGACCCGACGCGGAUGGUUUGUUGGGAAGAAACGAACUGAAGCUGAAGUUGAAGCGCAAGGCCAAGAGAGCGAAGCUCAUGGGAAGUGCAAAUGAUGAUACUGGCGAUGACGGUGUGAGGACCGGCUGGGUUUGCGUUGAUGUUGGCGUCGUUGAGGGAGGAAGCGAAGCAGUACCCGAUGCACCUCGCCACGAAAAUUUUGUGGGGUUUGGGCGGAGGACUGAUGGAGUGCGGAUUGUUGUUCAAAUGCUGACUGAAGAGAAGAGGGAGGAGAUUGAGUUGGAGAAGCUGUGGGGUGGUAUUCUCAAACGAGCUGUUCAACAUGAAUUAGACAACCCAAAUGUCGAGAUUGAACCUCCGCAAACCUCAGCUGUCCAACCUGAACUUCCAGUUGCACUGGAACGACCAAGAGAAAGCCUAGGAGCAAUAUUCGGAAAGACGCAGACUCGGAAAUUGCAUACAUCAGCACGCCGCAUGGAGGUACUUGCUGCACCCAACCAACAGGCGGGGUUCGACAUCGUUGCCUUCGAGGAAUCCUUAACGCGCGAAGUCGAGUCGGGAAAUUAUGAAACGGCCACGAAGAUUAUGCGUGGAACUCUACCAUUGGCUGGCUCUUUCCAGCAAGAAAAAUUGAAACUAUUCAUUUUGGGGCAAUUGAGGACCAGUCUUAGCCAAUUGCCGACAGAAGUUGCUUCUGAGAAACUAGGGGUCGGCUCUUCUUCACAGACGGCACCUUACCUUACCUGCUGGGACGAAGCCUCGUCCUCUUUCCCAAAUGAGUUUGAGGCUGAAUCGAGAAUUUGGUUGGCGUGUUAUGCUCGAGAACUAGGACACGAAGAGUAUCGUAGGAGUACUCUAUUUAAAAUUUUUGAGGAUCUACAAGAGUACGGGGUAAAGAUCUCUUCGGUAUCAUAUCUACGCCUUCUCAUGGGAAUCCUGCGACAGGACAAAGGCGAGAGUUAUUACCAUGGCCCUACACAAGUAGCCGCCGGAAUGUCUGCGUCAAUUCUGCAGGCUAUGUACGAAUCUGGCAUCGACAUCAUUGAUGAAAAAAUCCUGGUCAACAUACAAGAAGUAGUCACUCCUGAAAUGCCCAGAGAAGUAGCUUCGGAGAGGAUUUACAUGGACUUGAGCAAUACGUUUGGUCUUCACAGUCUACCAAUGUCACCAAUGCAACACCGCAUUCACGCACUCAUGAUGUCUCUUGAUCUACCUCUGUUUCAAGACGUCUCACGAAUGAGAUUGAUGGAUCUGUACGCCCGAAACGGACACUGGAAAGCUUUUUUCGAGAUCUUUCGCAUGGCACCUAGAAAGGGCAAACCUCAGUCAACAAAUGUGUACGCCUUUAUGUUUAGAUCUGUUGCAAAAACUGGUUGCCAGAAGGCAUGCCUGGCUGUUCUACGGACAUGGAUACCGGAUCUUGAAGCAGAGAAGCCGGAGAUCAAGCUUGACGGGGAUAUCGGAGAAGCUGUCAAGGCUUGUUUGAGAGUAUCAGAUCCUACAAUUGAGCAAGAUGCUAUUGGACUUCCUGAUAUGAAGGGCGAACUUCUGAACCUGUGGCGACGGGUUGGAUGA
Molecule: messenger RNA, 2199 nt
Organism: Drepanopeziza brunnea f. sp. 'multigermtubi' MB_m1
Lineage: Eukaryota; Fungi; Ascomycota; Leotiomycetes; Helotiales; Drepanopezizaceae
Biological process (GO): mitochondrial gene expression; mRNA stabilization
Cellular component (GO): mitochondrion
Source: RefSeq, a predicted model, not a curated record